AUGGAACCAAAGCGAUCUAGACUGCCGAUGACUUGGACUUUAAGACCAGUGUUGCCGGAGAAUGUAACAACUGAUAGUAUUACCACAGUGAAUGUGUUUGUAGACACUAUUAUUAAUCGAACCUCAACUAGCAAAAUCGUUAAGAAUCUUGGACAAUUGUCUGUGAUAAAUUCUUUGACUCAUCUUAAACGCGUUAAAAAUCAAACAAUCAUACUAAUGUUAGCCAACGAUUUGGAUCCAAACGAGUGUGUGGCAGAGUUGGAAAGCAGAGGAUUUAACUUUGAUGGCCUAUCAGGUCGACCUGAGAUAAUUCCAGUCCCGGCUUACAUGCCAAAAACAUGUAGCCAGAACCUACAAGCUCGGAAGCUGUGGCCAUGCAACUUUCAUCCAGACAAACGACUAGAGUCAAUAUUGCGUGGUGAUUUUUUUAACCAACUUGAACUUGCCACUAUUGAUGGAUACAUGAGGACGGCGUUGGCAUGUGCGACUGGUGGAGUAGGUGCUGUGGUGGUCGAUCCUUUGAACGAUUUGAUUGUAGCGCAAAGUGGUGAUUUCCGUGCCGAACACCCUGUAAAGCAUGCAAUCAUGUGCGUAGUAGAUAAAGUGGCCAAUGCUCAAGGAGGUGGAGCGUGGAACUCCUCGUCUACCAUACCUAAAACACCUAGGGUCACUGAUGACAAAACUGGGCCAUACUUAUGCACAGGAUACGAUGUGUAUGUAACCAAAGAACCAUGUGUGAUGUGUGCUAUGGCAUUGGUGCACAGCAGGGCAAGAAGAGUAUUCUAUGGAUUUGAGGAUGACAGCAGGCCCGGAGGCUUAGGUGGAUCAGUCAGCAUACAUCUCCUCAAAGGAAUAAACCAUCGAUUUGAGGUUUUUGCCGGUGUUUUAGAAGAAGAAUGCAGAACUGCAGCAUUGGUUUUGCAUACCAACAAUAUUGUUCAGAACAUAAAACACACUGAGUAA
Messenger RNA from Macrosiphum euphorbiae (potato aphid), 963 nucleotides. The record is from the annotation of a GenBank genome assembly. NCBI's taxonomy places the organism in Eukaryota, Metazoa, Arthropoda, Insecta, Hemiptera, Aphididae.